Molecule: messenger RNA, 2282 nt
Organism: Periophthalmus magnuspinnatus
Lineage: Eukaryota; Metazoa; Chordata; Actinopteri; Gobiiformes; Gobiidae
Gene: pkdccb
Product: protein kinase domain containing, cytoplasmic b
Exons: 7
Coding region: 68-1510 (480 amino acids)
Biological process (GO): protein phosphorylation
Molecular function (GO): non-membrane spanning protein tyrosine kinase activity; ATP binding
Source: RefSeq, a predicted model, not a curated record
GAUCUGCAGUGUGGUGCGCGCCAGAGCCCGGCAGCGGCGCGUCUUUUUCGGAGCUGCUCAGAAAAUUAUGGGCAAUUCUCUCCGUGCAGCCGCACUGCUGGCCUUUGUCGUUCUUUCUAUUUUAGUUUCUCUACUCAUCAGCAGCGUGCAGCAGUUUGGUGCGCGGGUCGUUUCCAACGUGACCCGUAGCGAGCAGCAGCUCCCCGAGGCGCUGAUUUCUCAACUCAUCGAGAGACGCAAGGAAAUUGUCCCGCUGCUCUUUCUCAAUGAGGAUGAGGACCACUUCUCUGACCAAUCUUUGGACUCCACGUGGGACUAUAGAGUAUGGGACAAGAUCGCUCGUGGUUCGAGCCGUGCGCCCGGAGCUGAGCUGGGCUGUGACUCUCUGGUGGACAUGCAGGCGCUGGAGGUACUCGGCUCGGGCUACACCAAACUCGUUGUCAAAGCGAACCUGGCCGGAGGUCUGGCCGUGGCGCUGAAACUGGUCAACGAGCAGGGUAUAGACAUGGGCAAAUGUGUGGAGGAGUUUAACGAGCCAGAGGCGUGUCGGCAACUCGUGGCUUAUAAACUGAAGAAGGAGAUGGUGCUGUUAAAAAGGCUCCAGCAUCCAAACGUCAUCGGGCUCCGAGGGCACUGUGAGGGCCAACACCGAGGCCGAGAGGCAGAUGGCCGAGGGGGAGCUGAAGGAGGCAGACUGGCUGUGAUCCUGGAGCAGGGCACGCCACUGCAGAUGAUCCAGCUGCUCCAGAGCCCCUGGGAGGACCGCUUCAGGGUCUGCCUGGACUUGGUGCACCUGCUGCACUUCCUGUCCAGCUCUCCUCUAGGCUCUGUGGCACUGUUGGACUUCCAACCACGGCAGUUUGUGAUGGUGUCCGGGACUCUGAAGCUCACGGACUUAGAUGAUGUCAGCGCAGAGCCCACCCAAUGUCAGACCAACGCAGACUGCACCCUGUUCUUCCCCCAGCGCAACUUCAGCAUCCCCUGUGUGCGUGGCCUGUGUGAGGGGCUCAACCAGAAGAGGAACAUGUACAAUGCCUACAGGUAUUUCUUCACUUAUCUGCUGCCGCACCAGGCUCCACCUACGCUCACACACCUGGUGGACCACAUCAUGAACUCCACAGGGGAACUGAAAAGUGACAUCAAUGAGACGCUGCAGGCUUUUGAAGAGCUCCUGGCUCAGUACCAGUCUGGAGCGCACCUGGACAACCUGCCAGCUUUUGAACUCUCAGACUACUGGUUGCUGCAGCAUGUGGGGGCCUCCGGGGGGCAGUACCGCUGCUGGCUCUCCUAUAGUGCACAGGGCUGUGUACUGUCGGUGCACAGCCCGCGAGAAGCUGCGCACAUCUGUAACUCUCACUCCCAGUGCUCCAGCUUCAGUUUGACGGGACAGAGGACAUGGAGUGGGCGUCUCCUGGCCUUUUUCCGGAGCAGCUCUGCUCAGCUCAUUCCUAAUGGCACAUCAGAUGUGUAUGUGAAAAAAAACACUGUCUCGGACACGCCUUCACUUUGACAGGACUCGGCGGGACUGUCCCUAUGCAGGAUUAUGGACCAUGAAGUGGCGCAGAUAGAGCUGUACCCAUGAACAUAAGAAUCAGUAGGAGGGAUUGUGCUCUUCUGCACAGUGUGUGAAGCGGAGCCAAGUGGCUGCCUGUGCCAGCUGCUGUUUACAGGGAUUUCCUCCAGGUACGAUCAGAGCGGGACGUCCUGGCAUAGAGUUGCCAUCAUCUCACUGAGCCUGAGGACAAGAAACAAGCGCUUAGACAAAUCCACAAGCAUUCUAUGCAUUACCAGAAUCAUUCCUUUAUGAAGAUAAUGUAUUUACAUGAUCAAAUGUUUAUAUGCUUGUACAUCUGAUUUUACAUGCACCUUGUGGGUGAUUCUUAUAUUUUCAAUGAAAAAUUAUUAUUCUUUUUAUACUGUAAAUUUGGGCUUUUCAUAAUAUAAAUGUCUUUUUUACAACCCUGUGUUGUGGUUAUUUACAUGCUCUUUGUCUAUGUGCAAGUGCACUUACAGAGCCUGUUUGUUUGUCAUUAGCACCUCCAUGAGUGCAGGCGUGGGGCAGCACAGGGGGUGCUGACUCACUAUUGUGUGUUUUUAAGUCUUUAUCUAUUCGCGUGCUUGCCCUUCUGCAAUCUGCACCAUCUGAAAAGGCCAACUCAAAGCACACAGUGUCACAGAGUUUGCACAAUACCAGUGGAAUGCAUUCAUAUGCUGUGCCAUGCUGAGCUCAUUAUCAGCCUUAAUUAAUACAUGUAAAUGAGCCACUGCUUUAUGGGGCAGGC